GGUUCUCAAUCUCAACCUCAAUCUCAGGAAACGGCCAUAUUCUAUCAUCCCUAACUCACCAGCGACCCUGCUGUGUCUUUGGACUGAAUCCCUACGCCAUCUUUCGAACCACUGUCCUGUCGCUACUAUGCUCUGACAUUCCAACGACUGUCAUCCGCGCUUCCUCCGCUCUGUACCGAACGUGAUGUCUCCACCGCCAACGUCCUCCCACUCACAGACUUGCUUCCUGCAAACAAGUCUGCCUGCUCACGCCGUACCUUCCAGCUUCGGCUGUCCAUGUUGACGGAGCAUGCGCUUCAUCAUCGAUCGUGAACCACUACCAUCACGACCAUUCAAGAGACGGAGACUUCUAUCACACACCGACAUGGCUCGACAUUCUAUGCAUACCUACUACAACGUGGAGAGGUCCACACCCGACCAGACCGGCUUGCAGGAGAAAGAUGAUGAACUUGAAUCACUACCUCUCCAGUGCAAUGAAGAGGGUGGCCUCCGUACGAGUGACAGGGAGGAGUUGAUCCAGUGUAUUAAACGUGGAGAGCGUCCGACGUGGGUACCCAGACCUGGGCUUGAAGCACUGUGUGCUGAAGCCAAUGCUGGACAACGCGAGCCUUCACCUCAAACAUCACGUACUGGAGAAGACUUUGCAGCUCGCUCAACGCCAAUCUCGGGCACGGGUGAACAUGACGAAAUGACCCCAACAUGUAACCAUCCGUCAUCGGCCACCGAGUCACUGAGACGUUCCCUUUCAGCCCUACAUACUGGCGACUUCCACGACAGUUACUCUCAGACAUCCUACGAUGGUGAACGUGCAUUCUUACGAAUCGCCUCAACUUCGCACCAUCUCCAAGGUCACUCGCCUCCCUUCUGGCCGGCCGAAUUCCCAUUCACGUCAAAAUCGCUUUCACCAAGAGACCAUCCCUCACAAAUCCUUAGACGGUCAAGGACACCAUCUUUAGGAAGCAGUCUGGUCCCGAGCUUUGUUAUGCGGAUUCCAACCAGUCCACUUGUCCACUCCAUCAACAAUACCUCCCUAGACUUUUCGCCUCGGGACAGUCCGCUGGGUGCUGUCAAUAGAGGUGCCAGGCGCAGGACGAUGCCUGCAAAUGCUUUUGAAUCACUCCGUAUGCCCAAGGACACCGCCUUCUCUGAUAUCAACAGUCCCGUGUCCGCAUCGUACUCGCACCAGGAUGGAACUGUUUCUCCGCAUCGACCACGUCGGUCGUUGAGCUCCUUCACCUACCAUCCAGCGGCCAGUCUGCAAUCAUCAUUCCCAGUCAGCUCACGCCGCCCGUCAGUGGCUUCCGAUGCUUCUCCACGGCAGCGAGCUUCCAUGGUAGGGUCUUUCGAAGAGUCUAUCCUAAGAGGCAGGAUGUCCAUACCACCGUCUAAACCACUGGACUUUGUCGCACAGAUUGGGGUUGUGGGAAAGGGAAACUGCCCAGCAAGUCUGAAAUGCCCGGCACACGUCACUGUCCCAUUCCCUGCGGUGUUCUACAACUAUCCGUCCUCAAGCGGGUCGAGAUCGAUAUCUGACGACAAUCCGAGUCCAUACGUGGGUACGAUUGACCUUGAACGCAAUCUUACUCCCCCUGAGCCUCUUUCUCGGAAACUUCGCCGUGAUCGGACGUCCCUCGACGCUGAAGACUUGGCGGCCGAAUUUACAAGUCCCGAGAACACUGCGAUUGGAAAGGCUUUGGCCAGAGAUACUAGGGAGAGAAAAGAGAAAAAGACGGCGUCAUCUAAAACACCAGCAGGCGGAGCGUACAGAGUACCGCAGAAGGGGCAGCUUCAAAUAAUCAUCAAGAACCCUAACAAAACCGCCGUCAAGUUAUUCUUGAUCCCCUAUGAUCUGGAGGGCAUGCUGCCAGGUACAAAAACCUUUGUCCGUCAGCGGAGCUUCUCUUCUGGACCGAUAUUGGAAAGUGCACUGGCCGAGACAGCAGCCAAUCUGGAAAGCCGCGAUCCUCUUAGCAACAAGGACAUUCUUCGCUAUCUGAUUCACCUCAAGUUCUGCUCGACGGCCAAAGGUCGUUUCUACCUCUAUGACGACGUCCGUGUUGUCUUUGCGAACCGGGUGCCUGACGGCAAGGAAAAGUUGAGAAAUGAGAUCCAACUACCGGAGCCAAAAUUCAGCCCCUACAAACCGCCCACUGAGGCAGAAAGUCGAAGUCCCAGCAUUCAUAACGAGACCCCCUCUCCUCUGGCACGUACUGCCACAUCUGCACACUUUGGGAGCUUGGACAAUACGCUCAGGAAUGAUUUUGUUCAGACGCAUGCCACAAGCCAUGCCAAGUCAUCGGACCCUUUCAAUGAUCUUCCACAGGUACCCCAGGCUGCAGACAUGGAGAUGGACGUGAAAGUCAACACCCCCAACAACCAGCAGGAGACAGCCCUUGAAUUUGAGCGACCGCUUUCGCCAAUUUCGGGCUUUCUACCUUCCACUUCUCGUCGGGGCUCACCCAUACCGUGGCUAGGCUCUAGCGGCUCACCUGUCGCGCGGAGUCUGUCUUCCACUCCAGUAGAGGCAGGAGAUGGACUUCUUUCUCGAAAACUACGGGAGCUUAAUGGGGGCACUGCGGGUCGCAAGCAUUAGGCGAGCAGACAAAGCCUUCGAAAUGGUGGCUAUUUAGAUGUUUCCCCCCUCGUUCGGGCACUGUCAGCGUUGGCGUAAGUAGGAUAGCACUGUCUACCAAGAUACCCUUAUAGCUAUAGAAGGACGGGGUGUUUAGCACCGAUCGUAUCAUACUUUAUUUUUUUA
Exophiala viscosa is the source of this 2758-nucleotide messenger RNA. RefSeq lists its product as uncharacterized. The transcript has a single exon. The coding region runs from base 290 to 2593 and encodes 767 amino acids. NCBI's taxonomy places the organism in Eukaryota, Fungi, Ascomycota, Eurotiomycetes, Chaetothyriales, Herpotrichiellaceae. The record is from RefSeq and is a predicted model, not a curated record.